AUGAUAGUUAGCCACGUUUGCAGUCCGGUGCAAAGAAGAGAUGGGCACAUGGGGAAAAGUGUGUUGAAAGGAGGGAGGUUUAAUUUAGGGUUUCUUUCGUAAACAAAUAUUACAUUUACUGUGAUAUACGGCGAUGGAGUUAGAUGCAGACACCCAGGCACUCGCAAAGGGAGGGUUCCAUUGCCUUCUUUGCGAUAUCAAUGUUCCAAAUCAGGCGAGCCUGGAGGACCAUUUAAAAGGCAGGAAACACCAGAAGCUGCGCAGUGUGCGUGACACGAGGAAGACCCAGGAGCAGCACAGCGUCUUUGUUAGCGGAUUCCAGCGCGGGACGACCGAACUGCAGCUGAUAGAUCACUUCCAGCGCUUCGGACCCGUGGCUAGCGUCAUCAUGGACAAAGACCAGGGUGUCUAUGCGAUUGUGCAGUUCAAUAACACGGAAAGCCUGCAGGUGGCGCUGGCGGAACCCCAGCACUGUAUGGCAGGCCAGCGCCUGCGUGUGAAGCCCAGAGAGACGAAGGAGUUUAAAUACAUCCCCAAAAAGAAACAAGACCCCUCCAAGCAGCAGCUGAUCAGCCUAGAGGAGUUGACCCCAGCUCUCUGUCAAGCUGACACUGUGGGUGAGCAGAUGCAGAGGCUGGUGGAGUUGUUCGAGCUAUCUGAGAGCGAGCGGCGUCUUCGUGAGUUGCUGGUGUCUCUCCUGCAGGAGAUCUUCUCAGAAUUCUUCCCAGAGUGUAAGGUCCUGCCUUUCGGCUCCUCGGUGAACAGUUUCGAUAUCCAUAGCUGUGACCUGGACCUGUUUCUAGAUCUGGAGAACACCAAGACUUUCCAGGCCAAAGCAAAGAGCACAGCUGCACAGGCAGGUGAAGGGUUGUCUGAGGACGCUCAGUCGGAAGACUCGAUCCUGUCGGACAUCGACCUGGAAUCGGCUACGUCCACGGAGGUCCUGGAGCUGGUGGCCACGGUGCUGCAGAAGUGUGUGCCGGGGGUCCACAAGGUGCAAGCUGUGCCCUCUGCCCGCAGACCCGUGGUCAAGUUCAUCCACAAAGAGUCCGGGCUGCAGGGGGAUAUCUCCAUCAACAACAGACUGGCUGUCCGAAAUACUCGGUUCCUUCAGUUGUGCUGCUCUUUGGAUGAGAGAUUGAGACCGCUCGUCUAUGCUGUCCGGUACUGGGCUAAACAGAAACAGCUAGCUGGAAACCCUUGUGGCGGAGGACCCUUGCUGAAUAACUACGCCCUGACUUUGCUUGUGAUUUUCUUCCUUCAGAACAGACAGCCUCCCGUGCUGCCAUCAGUUAACCACCUGAAAUCACUUGCAGGUGAGGAAGAUCGCUGCAUUAUAGACGAUUGGGACUGCACUUUUCCUUGUGACUCUUCGACACUCCCAGCCAGUGAAAACACUGAACAUCUCUGCACCCUUCUCUCUGAGUUUUACAAUUUUUAUGGGCAGUUUGACUUUGCUGGCGCCGUGAUCUCCCCACGUCACGGCAGGGCUCUCCCGAUCACCGAUUUUCUGAACUCGGCGGGCGACAGGAACCCUCGUCUGGGGCCCCUUAACAUCCUGGACCCCUUUGAGCUGUGCCACAAUGUGGCGGGGAACCUGAACGAGCGCACAGAGCAGCGCCUCCGCCGGCAGUGCCAGGAAGCCGCCAAGUACUGCCGCAGCCUGCAGUACCAGCGCAAAUCCACCAAGGGCAAGGUCUGGGGGCUUGUGCGGCUCUUCCACCAGCAGGGCGGCAGUGCCGCCUCACACGGGCAAUCUGGGGAAGCCGGGGCGGACAGAAUGAUCAUCGGAAUCCCUUUCAAACUGAGCGCCCUGUCGGGAGACACCAGAAAACAGCUGCAAGGAUCUGGAGACUUCAGGCAGCUUUGGUUCAGUGAGGUGUGCGGGGCGAUGCUGUGCGUCCUGGAGAAUGUGUUGCAGAUCAGCUGCAGCCCUGUCAAAAGAGUCAGCGAAGAGGGUACCAAGCCCAAUGCAAGUGGGGAGCAGAGCAGCCAUUUGAGUGAAACCAGCUUCAACGAAAUUGCAGAACAGGAAUCUGCAAACCUUGAUGUUCCUUGUGUGAAGGAUCCCCUGAAGGGAGGCACUGAAAAUGAGACCAAGUCCCAAGAGCUGAAGGGGAAGCCCUGUUUACAAGAAGCCAACAAUAACGAGGACGUUCAUUCCAAAGACUCCCCAAUCGCAAGCCUUCAGGAUGAACCCCAAUCUGGGGUCAAGAGGCCCCGUCUUUCAGAGGAGACCCCGCAACCCUCCAGCUCCAAGAAACAGAAGCUGGACCCCGCCCACCCGCAGCCUGCUGUUGGCUGGCAAUGCACCCUUUGGCAUAAGGUGUGGGCUGGGAGGAGAAAAGUAAGGAGAGAUCUCUUGAAAGUGCUGAAGGAGGACUCUAGGCCUGAUGGUGGCAGCAUUGAGUUAGAGUCUAAAGUCACAGAGGCCAUCGCACAGCAGGAGAAAGAGGCUAAGGUGUCGGGGGCAGUACUGGAGUUCACACUCCACGCUGAAGUUGUGGGAGGGACAGAAGACACCAGGACUUUGGCCAAGUUCACCCCACUCGUUGACGGCAGCAAUUUGUUCCAGGAUUUUUUCCAUUUCCUGGAGUCCUUUCUGCCGAGGAUGACGGGAAAGUUCUUGGAGAAAUCCGGCUAGAUGAGCAGGAAAAAAAAUAAGUCAGACAUUGAGCCUUGCAGCCUGCUAAUUGGAGCCCGGGACUGAACACCAGGCUUGAAUUCAAACAAGGUUUUAGAAGCAUAGUAAUCCUAUGAUGUGUUUCAUGAUGCGUGUGAUGUUUGACAUGUAAUAAGACUUAUUAAUACAUCUCAGGUAGUUGUGAUGGGAUGUAAGACACCCCAAAGCAUAGCAGAUUGAGCUAUUGCAAGAUUUACUUUUUAGUUUUAUGAGAUGCAUUUGUUUAUCCAAAUCUCAAGAGUAAUAGGCUCAACUUUCUAAAAUGACUCUGUGCAAUGGAGAUCAUUUUUCCGUCACUGUUGUGAUGUACAGUACAAGGCUCUCCCGAGACCCCAUGUUAUGGAAUCUCCAAGGAAUUUUCUUGCCAUUUUCAACUAUGCGUUUUUAAACAGACCAGUGGAGCCAUGUACUGUACUUCCCUGACGUAGACUUAAGAGAACCCCCUUCAAGCCCUGUAGAUGCAUACUGUUGUUGGUUAUGUAUGGACAUGCAUAAAUUCCUAUCUUACUGAUACAUAUUGAAGUCAUUAUGAUUCAGUAAAUACAUUAUGGAAUAGGUUUUCAAGGUGAACGAUGAACAAUAAGCUGUAUAGGUUGAACCCCUCUGCCUGGAAGAAAUUUGUGACCGCCUAAUUUAACUGUCCAUAUCAGUUAAUGAACUCUAGUUUCCAGAAUUGAAUGUAGCGUUGAAACAAUCAGUUUAUAUAUAGAUAUCAGGAUAUAGAUAGAUUUAAAAAAAAGCAGCAGCAGGGAUAUUCCAUGCAAAAUGAUCAGAUUUUUGGAUUUGCCUGGAAGAAAAUCUGUCUCAAUAUUGCUCUCCAAUGGGUUCUGAUUAGUAUAUAAACCAAUUGCAGCGUCAGACACAUCAGGUACCACAGUAGUUAGAUUCAGUACGGUGUUAGAAACCAUUGAUUGUACUUGGCUAAACUUUUCAGCUUUCUGUUUGGUUUGACAGUGGUCUGAUUUGGUGUGCUGCUCUGUAAAGUGAUACUGAUAAACAUGUGUAAUAGCUUGAAUUACUUGUCCACUUGUUCUAGCAGCAUAUGUAAAUUUGAAGUGUUCUGGUUAUGUUUUUCUAUGUUUUACAUUCAGCCACCUUCCCGUAGCGUUCACAGAUGUCUAACUAGAACCACGAGCUGAGAAAUGUGAAGUCUAGAUAUGGCUAUUUUUCUAACUCAUGGGUAAAAUAUAUUUUUUAUAUGUGAUUGGAAAGAUGUAUUUUUGAAUAUAGGGUGGUUCUUCAGUCAGGUGUUCUGCUUGUAUGUUUGUUUUUUCUUUUUUUCCUUUAACAAUACAAGUGGCAAACCGUUACCCAUU
Molecule: messenger RNA, 3999 nt
Organism: Acipenser ruthenus (sterlet)
Lineage: Eukaryota; Metazoa; Chordata; Actinopteri; Acipenseriformes; Acipenseridae
Gene: tut1
Product: terminal uridylyl transferase 1, U6 snRNA-specific
Exons: 10
Coding region: 134-2644 (836 amino acids)
Cellular component (GO): mitochondrion
Molecular function (GO): poly(A) RNA polymerase activity; zinc ion binding; RNA binding
Source: RefSeq, a predicted model, not a curated record